AUGGCCAACCUGAGCGAGACAGAUGUCGAGAAGCUGUUUUCGGGAGCCCCGCAAUACUUCGCCAGGUCUCAAGGAUACGGCACCGGAGCCCCGCUUCCUUCCGUCGCUUUUCCCUGGGAUGAGGAAUUGACCAUCCGGGACUUGACGGAUCAUGUUCAGAUUGAAGAUGAUGCAUGGGGUUGUGUAACGGCUUGCCCUCGCAUAAUUAUGCGCGACCCCUUGUCACCCGGUCCGUGGUCUGCUAAGAGACGCGCCCACUUCAAUACGAAAUGUCGGGAACGGCCCAACAUGCUAAGCAUGCAAGGACUAGAGAAGGGGACUAUAGGGUACCAGGCAGCUUUGGAGUUAUCCGUUGCAGACGCCCUACAGGACGAACAGUACGGCUUCGAUAGUCUGGGCACCAAGUCACAUGUAAUCAUCGAGUUCCGGCAAAAACUCAUCACGACCAAAGAUGGCUUGAGACAUCUAGACGAGGCUGCCAUUAUGGAACAGUUAUUGAAGUGCGAGGAGAGGUAUGAGGCUGACCGUUUAAUUCAGCGUUCAGGGGUUCAUGACAUGUACAACGAGCUGUUCCUCAAAGUUCUUCACCCCCCAACCAAGGCUAUUGAUCGCAAUGACCCGUACAGCCUGUCUGUGCAGAUUUAUGCGUUGGUUAAGGUGCUAGCCGCAUCCAAUGCCUGGUAUGAUUUCUCGCACGUGGAGUGGAGGAUUCGACUUGGCCAGAUGCUGUGGGGGUUCCCCCUGGAUGACGAAUUGGAGGAUGGUUCGUCCAUCAAGGAGGGAAUGGAUGCUCAAGAUCGAACCGAAGAGCGUUAUUGGCUGCUUCUCCAGAUUCUCCUUGCAUGCGAGCUUCUGAUUCGACUAGACAUGAUCACGGAAGGAGAUGAGAUUGGCGGACAGAAUCUCCGAGCAUCCGAAGUUCACAGAUUUGAAAAGGAGGCAAACACGUCAGUCAGGUGGUCGCUUCUGCUUGCCCGUUCAUGGCUCGAGAAUAUAUACAUAUCAAAGACCGAAGCUCCGCCGUCGGGAGCGUCUACUCCGAAAGGAUGGCUCACCACGCUGACCAGCAAAAUGUCUCUGAAACAUGAGAGCAUACCCGGAUCGCUGUUUACCGAUUCUCAACAUCGUCAUCAGGGCCAUUCUGAGUACCUGUAUGCCAUUCAGGGCAAAUAUAACCAAAGACAGGUUUUUGGGCUGACGCAGUUUGCACGAAAACUGCGCUGGCCAGAGAUCGAAUCGUACAUAACGAGGCUAAGCAUCAACACCCCUGCUAUGGCACAGGCUACUCCGAUCAACUCGCCCCUACCAACGAGCGAUACUAGUAGGUCAUCAUAUUUUGGAGGAGAUAGGAAAUCUGCAGAUCUGCGGAGAAUGCCUUCUAGGCGGCGGAAGGUCGAAGCGGCAUUACACCCGUCCGGCUGGCUCUCCAAAUCUUACGUUUCCGGAUUGGUACUACCAGGAGAAGCUUUAUCACACUUCCUUAUGUCCACUCUACUCGAAAACGACCAGCAGGCUAUGGCAAAAUUAGGACCUAUGGCCAAUCUCUGUGGAGGAUUUGUGUAUAGUAGGAAAAGCUUCUGGAGCACCGCCUGCAUCGUUGGGCGCGUGCUAGCUGCUGGGAGGGGUUCGGCAGAAAGCAUGGGCUGGAUAUCCAGUGACAUUACUCCGAGAGAGCUGGGCGAAGGGUGGUUGGAAGUCGACGUCAAGGAUAUCCCCGACGAUGUUGCCCAUACUGGAAAGAAGGCUCGACUAUGGGGCAAGGUCGCAAUCGAGCGCGAGUCGGACGUGCUGGGUGACGCAGAUCCUUCUAAUGUCUUGCCCGCCGACUUUGUUCUGCCACACGAGAACUCGUACUCAAACCCGCCCCCUUCCAACAUCAGAAUUGAGUUCCAGCAUCUGGACCUCUCUACCCCCUUGGGCAGUAUUCACUCGACACCGACUGAUGAGAAAGAGUCCCCAGUUACCGAGGACAGCUUACUUUCCGAGAUUCCAACGUAUCCAGCCUCCAUGGCCUUUACCAUGACUCAUGAUGGGAUUGAACAAGAGCAAGAGUUGAGCUUCGCUCUAUCUACAGAUGUAUACUUUGUCACGGCCCACCCCUGCGUUCCUUCAAGCCACGUCAAAUUUCUCAAGUCAGCGAGCAGUCCUACAAUUCAGCACAUCGACCUCGGCGGGCAAGAUUGGAGUGGAAAGACCUCUAGCUCAGCUCAUAUCACAGGCAAGCACCCAAGCCGAAUUUUUGAAUCAAGUCACCCGCUUCACAAAUAUUACACAUAUACCGCCGUUCAUAUUUCUGAGCUUCUAAGCAAGCCUACUGCUACCUUGGACGAUCUCCUUGAACAGGUUCCUUCAGGUUCUCGAUCAAAUAACAGCUCAUCGUCCACGAUACCACGACAAUCUCGUGCCCUCGUCAUCGACUGCAUCACCGGCUUUGCCCCCCCACGUACCCCCGACCUGCCAUCUCUAUCGCGCAUGAGUUCCAUAUCAUCUUCGUUCGGCCUCGAGCCCCCGCCGGUCCCCAUAGUUCAAAUGCCUACACCUCCAGGCGGACCCGAGAGGAGGCCGAGCACCGCAGCGUCUAUUGGCAGCAUAGUCUCGACCGGGAGCAGAGUCUCGAGGAUCGACCCGCCCAGCCCCGAGUCGAAGAUGCGGCUGGGGACGCGGAAGAGGCAGUUCGGGUCUGACUUGGAGAUGCUGGUAAGAGCGUUGUGCGCGGAGCGAGGCUGGAAUGCGCUGGUAAGUCGGAGGAGGAGAGGGUGCCUGGCUUGUGCUAUCAGGGAGGCUGGGGCGCUGGGUUGGAAGGUUAUCAUUCGAGUCGAAUGA
Pseudomassariella vexata is the source of this 2823-nucleotide messenger RNA. RefSeq lists its product as uncharacterized. The record is from RefSeq and is a predicted model, not a curated record. Lineage: Eukaryota; Fungi; Ascomycota; Sordariomycetes; Amphisphaeriales; Pseudomassariaceae. The coding region runs from base 1 to 2823 and encodes 940 amino acids. The transcript has 3 exons.